UACCAGCUGGUGCCACGGUCUCAUAGUCCUCCAUACUUAUUUGUGUGCAUCAGAAACUGGGAAAUGGACAUUAUAUUUAAGCGUAAAUCCAUAACUACCAUCUUUGGCUGUUUAUUUGCAUUAUUCCUUCACAAAAUCUGCUUUGCUGAGAAAAUUUGUUCCGUCCCCUCAGAGCCUGUAACAAUUAAAGAGAAUAACACCGCUGACACACUUGUUGUCCAUAUUAACACAACAACAAAGGAUGUAACGCUGAAUCUCACAGAGAAUCCUGGGAAUGCCUUCGAUCUGAGAGGUUCAGAACUGAUAGCAAAGAAAGGCCUGGACUUUGAAACACUUUCAGGCCCUGAAGAACUAACUGUCCAGAUCCGAUGUAAUAAAACUGGCUACAGAAGUAUCAUUCUGACUGUGAUUGUUCGUGUUGUGAAUAUCAAUGACAACCCUCCAUCAUUUGACAAGAGCGAGUAUACACUUGACAUAAAUGAGCUUACACCAGUUAAUAGCAGCAUUGCCCUGAUUGAAGCAAUAGAUGAUGAUUCUGAGGUUCUGUAUUAUUCUAUGGAACCAACUGUGAAUAGAUACUUCAGACUUGAGACCAUGUAUAUACCAAGCAUCCUUGUGAACAAGAUUUUAGAUUACGAUGUCAUCCAACAGGUGAAACUGAUCUUGUAUGUGCAGGAUACUCCACUUCCAUCACAACUGGGUGAACUCUCUUUCACAGCUUCAGCAACCAUAAUCGUCAAUAUUAUAGACAUUGAUAACCGUCCUCCCUGGUUUCAACCAUGUACAAGAGUAAGCAGUGGUAAUGCCAAACUCUGCCUGAGCCUGGGCUACAAGGGCAGGGUGAACCUAACAGAGAAACAGGAUGGAGCCUUGCAAUUGCAGCCAGGUCCAGUGUAUGCCAGAGAUGGAGAUAAAAGCAGAAAUGAAGAGAUAAGCUAUAAAAUUGUUCGAGGAAAUGACGACAGCAUAUUUCAGAUUGAUGAGAAAUCUGGAAAUAUAUCCAUGCUGAAACCAGCAGAUAUAGCUGGCCCAAUAUCACUCUUAGUUUUGGCUUCCCAGGUAUUAAAUAGAGAUCAGUUUGCCACCACUUCAGUCACUAUUGAUGUAAUGAAAAAGAGCAGAAAUGCUCCAAAGUUUGAGAAGGAUCGAUAUGAAGGGUAUGUUUACAGUACUUCAGGGCCUGAAAACAUGGUGCUAAGGGACAGGACAUCCAACAGACCCAUCAGAGUCAGAGCAAGGGAUGACGAUUUUGCAAGUGGAAUCAAUCCUGACAUAAGAUAUGAAGUGCAGUAUAGCAGCUAUGUUAAUAUCACAACAGAUGGGUUUAUACUUUUGAAGAAAGCCGUUCGGACUGAUUCCUUUGCUGUGCAGCUUAGGGCAGUGGAUGUGACUACUGGUGAGGCAGGAACAACUACUCUCUCUGUGAUUGUAGUACCAUUAGUGGGGGUCCAGUCACCCGAUGAGGGGUACCGUGCAGGAGACAUGGCUUUGCUGGGCUUUGUAAUGGCUGCGUUACUGGUGCUGUGCCUCAUUGUGAUUGGCUAUCUGAUAUCCCGUGUCAAGAAGGGGAAUCCUGAUGCAUUCAAGUCUGAGGUCAGCAUCUUCUCAUCAAUGCUCAGGCCAUGCUUGAAGUUUACUCAGCCCCCUAACAGGCCAAGUCCAAGAGAUAGCAUGCAGUUCACCAAUGAUGGUUUCUUGAAUGAAGGGGACACAGGGAGAUCCAGAUCCAGGCGAGCUGAACUGAGAGAAAGGAGACUGGAUGCAGUUCAAGCAGCGAGGGUGCGAGUGAUACCUCGCGAGAGACAGAGGCACUGCAGCUCCUGUGGACUCCAGACGCAUACCAACCAUUCACACCACAGUCCUGCCGUCCAAACCAGAGGAAAGGUGAAUAAGCAUAAAGUAAAAUCCAUUCUGGCUAAAGAGAGGAGGAAGGAUGACAGCCACAAGACCGUUUGGUUCAAGGAGAGCGAGGAUUCUUCAGAUAUCGAGGUGGAGAUCAUCCCUGACACUAUAGGGCUUAAACCAGAAGAGGACAUGGAGAAAGUCGAAGGGGAUUUUGUGUCCCCUCCACCGGAAGACAGUGAGAUGGAACUGGGGGAGUUGACAAUGCUGAAUAUACAGGACUUGACUAGCAGGGAAACAGCAAAUUCUGAAGGACUGAACACAGAAAGAAGAGAUCAGUGAGGAUCUCAGAAGCUCCUGCCCAGUAAAACUAGAGUUCUUUGCUCAUCAGAGACUGAAUUUGUUUUGUUUUUUCAUGUUCAGUUUGGCUGAAAUAAUUUAUAUAUGUGAAAAUAAAACCAGGUUCCGUUCAGACAUAAUUAUUGGCAAAAUACUGACACAUUUAUUCAUAAUGGUGUUAAAUGAUGAGUCCAUUAUGAUAUGCAUUUUUCCAUUGUGUGACAUGCAUGCUAAACUAAUAUGCAAACAUGUGUUGAUGUAAUAUGUCUAUAAUUUCAGAAAACAAUACUUAGAAUUUAAUGUUGACUUGCUGCUUUAUUUAACGUCAGCUGUGUCUAUAUGAAUAAUGCAUUGUGAAAUAGAGUAUUUUGUAUAAUUAUGUAAAUUAUGUGGAAAACAUCUAGAAUAAAGCAAAUUUGAAAGUAG
Molecule: messenger RNA, 2607 nt
Organism: Onychostoma macrolepis
Lineage: Eukaryota; Metazoa; Chordata; Actinopteri; Cypriniformes; Cyprinidae
Gene: cdhr5a
Product: cadherin-related family member 5a
Exons: 14
Coding region: 64-2184 (706 amino acids)
Biological process (GO): calcium-dependent cell-cell adhesion; multicellular organism development; homophilic cell-cell adhesion
Cellular component (GO): adherens junction; membrane; catenin complex
Molecular function (GO): calcium ion binding; cadherin binding
Source: RefSeq, a predicted model, not a curated record